Messenger RNA from Mercenaria mercenaria, 4226 nucleotides. RefSeq names its product histone-lysine N-methyltransferase, H3 lysine-79 specific-like. Gene Ontology annotation, molecular function: serine-type endopeptidase inhibitor activity. The record is from RefSeq and is a predicted model, not a curated record. Lineage: Eukaryota; Metazoa; Mollusca; Bivalvia; Venerida; Veneridae. The transcript has 5 exons. Bases 791 to 1921 code for a protein of 376 amino acids.
AAACUCUAAAAUCUUUUUACCUUACCUUCGCCGAAGUAUUUAAGAGGUAAAAUUGUAUCGGUAGAUAUUUUCGGCGUUUCACCAUUUCGUGCUAGAGUUUCAUACUAUCAACAGUUCGCUUUAUUGGAGUGGACGCUAUCGUUUCAAUUACAUGUGUAUUAAUUGGAUGUACAUGUAUUAAAUGAAAAUAUUAGUUUGAAAUGAAAUUAAACUAUAUUUGCUGAAAGGAAAUACAAAUACUUUUGGUAUUAUUUACUUUCAAUUUACAAACGGAUUUACAAUAUUUUGAAAAGGGGGAAACAUUACGUUAACUAUACGUAUAGAUUUUCGGUUUAUAUAAUAAGUAUAUAUUUUUUGAAAUAAAAAUCGAGCUGUAUUACUUGCAGUUGGGGAUUUUCUUAAGUGAACUAGUGAGAAAAAAACACAGCAACAAAAUUAGAACCAUAAAUCUUCUGUUGUGACGGUGCAGCUUUACUCUCUUUGACUUGGAUACACAAUUUUAUGACAUUUUUUGAUAUAUUAGAAACAGUUCGCCAUAAAGUAUGGCAGUUCUUACAUCGGACUUGACAUAAAUUACGGGCGUUUAGUUGUGAAUCAAAUGUUGGAAGAUGGAUUGUAUAUGAUAAAAUAUAUUCGCAUGGAUUAUGUCAUAUUUAAAACUUUAAAAUUUACAAAUAUGUAAUGGUGAAAUCCUUUUGUUAUACAUGUUACAACUGACAUUUGGGAUAAAUUCUGUGCUCGUGUUCAUGAAAUUAUAUUUAUAAUUGGAUACUUACAGGAGUACUGGAAAAUGCAGUUUUACGGAUCUUUAGCACUUCUACUUGCCUUGGUGAUACAGGUCCGGGGCAUUCCUAGAAUCACGCUUGACGAUGAUGCCCCAGCGUUAUGUAAAAAAUACAAAAUGAUGUGUAAAACUGACAAGAUAUGUGCUGUUCAACAUUUUGAUUGGCCUAACAACAUUACCAUCCCUGUGUGUAUACCACUCUCCUUCGUACCAGCUGAAUAUUCACACGUCGUGCGCAAAAUGAUCUGCCAACUUCCGCCCGACACCGGAAGAUGCCAUGCUCGUUAUAUUCGAUGGUAUUACAACAUUCAUGCACAAGAGUGCAGUCAUUUCCAGUAUGGCGGUUGUGAGGGUAACGGAAAUAACUUUAUGAGUAAAAAAGACUGUGAGCAAACUUGUAUUGCAACUCCUUCUAUACGGUUAUACGAAGGAGGUGGCAAUUCUGCUUUAGCACAACCCUCAAUCAUAACUGCGCCUAUAUACGAACCGCCAAAGACGAAAAAGUAUGAGGCAUUAAACUCGGUAAUGGAACCAACAGAUAACUUAAACAGGUAUGAACUAGUGCGACAUAGAACAAACAGAAUUCGCGCCGAUGAGGCGAUAACUAGAACGAGGAGAAGGCUAGACAAAGAGAAAGAGAAAGAAAGGAAGCGACGCGAAAGAAGGAAACUAAAAAAGCGGAAACGUAGAUGUAAGAAAAGGAGAGAAAGGGGAAAGAAAUGUAGAAAAGACAAAAAAGAUCGAAAGAGUAGAAAAAACAAGAAAAAGAAGAAGACUGAUAGUACAGAAGAUAAGAAUGACAUAUCUUCUGAUAAAAACAAUGUAGUUACAGAAGACACAAAUCAGGUUGUAGAGGAAACAAAGAAUAUAAUAAGUAACGAAAUUGAGGCAGUAGAUGAGGAUGAGAAACUUGAAAAAGAAACAAAACGUGAGAGAAAAAGGAGGAAGCGAAAACUCAAGGAAAAGCGUCGAUUGGAGAAGGAAAGGAAUAGGAGAAAUUUAAGCAGUAGGCAUCAAAAGAGAUAUUCCGAACUGGCUAAAAGGCCAGAGUCAUAUUCUAGAAAACUGUUUUCUAUUUUAGAUCAGGGUAAAUCUUUCAGCCAGCAGAAAAACAGUUUGCUUCAUACUCUGUCAUGAGGAAGCCAUCUGGUUUCGAUUUGAUAAUUUGCAAAAUCUUGGUAUUGAAUACUUUCUAACUGUCUACUAGUAUAUGUAUGGCAGUACAACUUAUACACAGUCUUGGAUGAAAACUUUUGAAAGGACUGAAACAACAGUUUAUCAAAUAGCUUUAAACAAACAAAACAAGAUGCAUUUGUCAUGGAUAAACAAUCAGUUUUGUUCAAGGCUUUUGCGAAAAAGCUGAGUUUCGAUUCCUGAUAACUAGACAUACUAUUACGGUGUGAAGCAGGGAUAAAGUGUAGGUCCCUUGGUUUUUAUGUUAUUUUGUGAUAGAUAGCUUUAGACACUGUGUUGCACGUCAGCACAAUACAAUGUGAAUCUAUUAAUAUGUUCAUACUUUCAUGUACCACGGGUAGAGCAGACGAACUGUGUUAAAGAAAUGACACAGGAGAGGAAGUUGUUAUAAAAUGAAAUCUUUAGACAAUAAACGUUGAUAAUUCAUACUAUAAAGACCUUUGUCAGACUCUGAGUAAAGGGAUUCAGAUUGUUGUCCAAAAUGGACGAAAAUUGCCAAAAAUAGGACUACAUCGUGAAUACAACUUACACUGGACUGAGUUUCGUCUGCAAAAACACUUUCAUUUUUUUGUUUUGUUUCGAAAGUAAACGUAAGUUGGUAUGGGAAAGUAAGAACCUGAAACAUGUGAAUUAUAACAUGGUUACUGCAUUAGACUUUAAGAGAUAUUUUAAUGCAGCACGACUAUGGUGUCCCUUGCGGGACAAAACAUGUGGUAAUCUUUAUAUAUAACGUGAUUAUGAUUAUAAAGACCACGUGAUGACAGCAGCGCACUUAAUUGCUAAUGUUUUCAAUAAAGAAGGUUAUUAUAUCUUAAUCAUUUAUAUUGAAUCCAUAUCAUACAUAGGUCAGUACGGUAUUUAAAUUUACCGACGAAAUACUAAUUUUACGUCACAGUGUCUGGCUAGUUUUGCUCUCAGUGCAAGUCAACUCAUUGGCAAGAACUAAGCGAUCCGGGCUCUUUUCAACCGUGUUGAAUGUAUUUAUAUUUAAGAGCAAAAAGUCGGCUUCAUUUUUGUUUGCAUAUUAAAAAUAACACUCCAAAACAACAAAUUGCUGAUGUAAAAAAAUUUUCCACCUGAAACAUAUGUUAUUAUAAUGAUACUGUGACGCGAAAAUUAUUAUUUAUAUAAUUAUAUUUGUGUGUAAUUUAAAAAAAAUGAUGUAAAUAUGAUAAAAUUUUGUAGCUACUCUUAAAGAUUAUUUAUAUAUUACGUCAUACUGUAAAUAAACCAUUUAAAUACUGAUAUGAGAGUUAUUUCACAUUUAAAAGUAAUGACGUUUUUUGUUUCAGUGUGUGCUUUUGAUUAGGUCAAUAACUUGUUCAUGUAUCAGUUAAUGUAGCGGACCCGAAAUGACAGUCGCCAAGUUACGUAUUCUCCGUGUGUGACUUCGGAAUUUUCCGGAAUUUUCCGUUAAUGUACAAAAGCUAUGUGUGCAAUGAGCUAUCGGGGAUGUUCACAUGGAAGUUCUAGAGAAGUGUAGGCUGUUGUGUAAAUUAUACCUACUCCCACCAGUAAAGUAACCGACCAAUCAAAAGUUGGGCCCUGGAAAUAUGUAAAACUUUUUUUCCCUGCACAUUGAACGCUGUGAUGAAAAGCAAGGAGCCAGUAAACGCUACCACGCCGUGGUGUUUGCAGAGUUCAGCUCUUCAACAGGGAAGGUAUGAUUGGUGUACUAACUUAUACCGUUCAAAUGGGUUAUCGAGUAUAGAGUCGGUCUCUACUCUACCCUAGAGCUUCCACGUGAACUUACCCAUAAUGUUGAAUUGCAUUACGAGAAUAUGCAAUCACGCGGAAAUUGUCGAGUUUUAUUACCGGUCCGUUACCUUAAACUGACGGAAAAUAACGUCAGCAAAUGUUCCGUUUAAAAGAAGCAUCAUGUGAAAGAGUUUUACAUGUAUGUUUCAUUGUCCAGCGUCAUAUUUAUCCUAUAGUUUGGGGAUCCCCAAACAUUUACAUUUUGCCUGUAAAAGUGAGAUAGAAUACAUUGUAAAGUAAUUUGAAAACAGUUUUUAUCGUAGGGAAGUUAAUAUGUACAUGUGCGAAAAGGGGACUACAAGGAAAUUUUUCUGUGUUAGUGUUUCGUAUAUAAAUAUUUACUCUUUCGUAAUAAAAUACGUCGUAUAAAGCAUACUUUGAUUAUUAUAUAUUAUAGUGAUUAUUUGACUGGCGUUCAACAUAAAAACUGUUGUUAAAUAUUCAUUCAGCGACCUUGUGUAUUAAAAGCAGGUUUAGUACAAAAAAAAAA